UGGCCAGAAAGAGUCCCUGUGGGUUUUAAAAUUUGCCUGCCCAUUGAAGUCAAUGGCAGUUCGCCCGUUCGCGAACAUUUGCAGAAGUUCGCGUUCGCGGUUCGCAAAUCGAAAAUUUUAUGUUCGCGAAAUCUUUAUUUAUGUUCUCUUUACUGCCAUACCAACAUGGACGUCCCUUGGUGCAUACAGUGUGAUGUUACCCUGUGUGUGUCUGAGCCGGAGAUAGUGGGCAGAGGUCCUGCACCUCUCCCAACCUGCAACCAGGGAAAGUGCCCUAGACCCAUAAUUCUAGAGAUCUCCAGCAGUUCUGCCACCCUGCCGGGCUAGGAAGAUGGUGGUUCCCUAGGCAGGUGCCUACUCAGCCAACCCCCAAUCUUGGCCCUAUGAAACAGACAUAUACAUCGUAAAUAAAGAUCAGUAUUAUCAUAGCCCUAAUACUGAGGUCCAUGUUCUUCAGGAAAGAUAAUGUUCCCUCUACAGAACCUUCUCUCUCCUGCUCUGGUGCUUCUGUACAAUGUAUAGUAUGGAAUAUAGUGUAUAAUGUGUCAGUGACUGUAUACACACAUGUAUAUGUAUAUUGUAUGUAGAAUUGUUAUAGAUAGUAUAGAAGAUAUUAAUUGAAUAGAUAAAAAUUAUGAUAUUUCUCUUAUUUUUGUAGACGAAGGACACAUCCAGCUAUUUCUAGGCAGGGACAGCUGCUAUAAGAUCGCGGACAAGUAUCUACUGGCCAUGGUCCUCAUCUACUUCCGAAGAGCCAACCUGCGUAUGGAGGAAUAUAACACCUACUUCUUUCCAGCGCUCUUUCUUGCCAACCAGUUUGAAGAGGAUGAGAUGUUUCGACGCGAGAUCUACCCCUGGGCCCUCGGACCGAUGUGGACGGCGAUGAAGACCUGGAUGCUACACCUACGGAACCUGCUGCUCCUCCGGAUGAGAUUCCACGCUUGGGUGACCAGAGACACCUGUGAUCGGAUCAUGGCACAAGACCCCGAGUACUGGGCAUGGAAGAGAGAGCGGAAGGAACAUCACGGCUGGGCCAUACGCUGGUACCGGAGGGAUCCUGGAGAAUACAUCCCGAGAGGCCCAUGGUGGAUCCCUCCCGCCUGCUCCAUCUGUAUCACCGAUCUGCAGCCUUGUGCCGGGGAAGAGAACACCAAGCGAAGAAGGACGAAGAAAGAAGAACAGAACGGAUAAAGACCAAGCCAUCCCAGAUGUAUUCUUAAGGGCACGUUCCCACUUGGCAUAUAUGCG
Messenger RNA from Hyla sarda, 1248 nucleotides. RefSeq names its product speedy protein 1-B-like. The record is from RefSeq and is a predicted model, not a curated record. Gene Ontology annotation, biological process: positive regulation of cyclin-dependent protein serine/threonine kinase activity. Bases 730 to 1191 code for a protein of 153 amino acids. The transcript has 4 exons. Gene Ontology annotation, molecular function: protein kinase binding. Lineage: Eukaryota; Metazoa; Chordata; Amphibia; Anura; Hylidae.